Molecule: messenger RNA, 3790 nt
Organism: Lethenteron reissneri (Far Eastern brook lamprey)
Lineage: Eukaryota; Metazoa; Chordata; Hyperoartia; Petromyzontiformes; Petromyzontidae
Product: plexin-A2-like
Biological process (GO): regulation of cell migration; semaphorin-plexin signaling pathway
Cellular component (GO): semaphorin receptor complex; plasma membrane
Molecular function (GO): semaphorin receptor activity
Source: RefSeq, a predicted model, not a curated record
CACGAUCCGGGCGGAGAAUGUCCCGGAGCUGCUGGCCGGAGUGAACUGCACGUUUGAGGGCGCGGCCGAGACGCCAGGAGAGGUCUACGGCUCCCGCGUGCGCUGCCUGUCGCCCUCGGCACGCGACGUCGCGCACCUCCUGCGCAACGUCACGGGAGAUCGCCGCGUCAUGAGACUCGGACUCAAAUCUCUGGGGACCGGAGUGCCGUUUGCCAGCACCAGCCUCAUCUUCUACAACUGCAGCAAGCAUGUGUCCUGCCUGGCGUGCGUGAGCAGCUCCUUCCCGUGCCACUGGUGCAAGUUCCGCCACGUGUGCACGGACCACCCGGGCAGCUGCUCCUUCCUCGAGGGCAGAGUGAACGUCUCCGAGGAGUGCCCGCAGCUGCUGGCGCCCUCCGCGGACGUGCUCAUCCCGGCCGGCGUGGUGCGGCACGUGACGCUGGCGGCGCGGAACCUGCCCCAGCCGCAGUCGGGCCAGCGCGGCUACGAGUGCGUGCUGACGCUGGGCGGGCGCGAGGAGCGCGUGCCGGCGCUGCGCUUCAACAGCUCCAGCGUGCAGUGCCAGGAGAUCGCGUAUGCGUACGACGAGGACGUGGGUGACGUUCUCGUCGACUUCUCCGUCGUUUGGAAUGGAGAUUUCGUCAUCGACAACCCGGCCGACAUCAAGGUGCACCUGUACAAGUGCUCGGCCGCGCGCGACAGCUGCGGCCUGUGCCUGAAGGCCGACGCACGCUUCGAGUGCGGCUGGUGCAAGGGCGAGGAGCGCUGCACCCUACGCCGGCACUGCGCCGCGCCCGACCUGCACUGGCUGCACCGUGGCAUGCCCCUCGCGCGCUGCGCCCACCCGCGCAUCACCGAGGUGAGCCCUCUGACAGGGCCGCGCGAGGGCGGCACGCUGGUGACGAUCCGUGGGGAGAACCUGGGCCUGAGCUUCUCGGAGAUCGGCCGCCACGGCAUGGUGAUGGUGGCAGGGGUGGCCUGCCAGCCGCUGCGGGACCUCUACAUCCCCGCAGAGCAGAUCGUGUGCCGGAUGGCACGCGCCGACGGGCGGCACCAGGUUCGCGGGCACGCGCACAUCUGCGUGGAGGAGUGCGUGGCGCAGUACAUGGCUCUGUCCAAGCAGGUCUACACCUUCGUGCAACCCGCGGUGCGCACGGUGGCGCCGGCGCGCGGCCCCGUGUCGGGCGGCACGCGCGUCUCCCUCCACGGAGUGCACCUGGACGCUGGCAGCGCGGUGCGGGUGGCGCUGGGCAACGAGAGCUGCGUGCUGCGCAGUCGGAGUGCGGGCGAGAUCGUGUGCACGUCCGCGUGGGCGCCCCGCGGGCCCGACUUCGUCGCCGUCUCCGUGUCUCUGGACGGCGCCGAGCUGAGCAGCGCCCUCCGCUACGAGUACACCGAGGACCCCGUCGUGACGCGCAUCGAGCCCGAGUGGACCAUCACGCAUGGAGGAACGCUGCUCACGGUCACGGGCAGUAACUUGGGCACGGUCCAGGAGCCCAAGAUGAGGGCCAAGUACAAGGGGGUGGAGAGCGUCGACACUUGCACCGUGUUCAACGAGACGACGCUCAUUUGCCGUGCCCCGGGCAUCGAGUUCAACAGCCCUGGUCCCCUGCCAGCGGAGACCGGUGAUGGAAGCUCGUCGUCAUCGUCGUCAGCAUCGUCGUCUUCGUCGGCUGCGUCGCUACCCAUGCUGGCGCCCGUGCGCCCCGACGAGCUGGGGUUCAUCUUCGACGACGUGCGCUCGCUGCUCAUCUUCAACGCUUCCGAGUUCUACUACCACGCCAGCCCCACCUUCGAACCGCUGGGUCACGACCCCCUGGACAUCAAGCCCGGCUCGCCCAUCAUCCUCAAGGGCCGGAACUUGAUGCCGGGCCCAGCCGGGGGGCGGCUGAACUACACGGUGCUCAUGGGGGACGCGGCAUGCGCCGUCACCGUGUCCGACACCCAGCUACUGUGCGAGUGCCCGGCCCUGUCGGGCCACCACAUGUUGACUGUGCGCGUGGGCUCGCUGGAGCAGGCGGUGGGGCGCGUGGGGCUGGUGCACGACAGCCUGCUCACGCUGCCUGCCAUCGUGGGGCUGGCGGCGGGCGGCGGGCUGCUGCUGCUGGUCGUGGUGGGCGUGCUCGUGGCGUACAAGCGCAAGUCGCGCGAGAGCGACCUCACGCUCAAGCGCCUGCAGCUGCAGAUGGACAACCUGGAGUCGCGCGUGGCGCUCGAGUGCAAGGAGGCGUUUGCGGAGCUGCAGACCGACAUCAACGAGCUGACGAGUGACGUGGACGGCGCGGGGAUCCCCUUCCUGGACUACCGCACGUACGCGCUGCGCGUGCUCUUCCCCGGCAUCGACAACCACCCAGUGCUCACCGUGCUCGAGGUGCCCGGCAAUCGGCACGAGUGCGUGGAGAAGGGGCUGCGGCACUUCGGCACGCUGCUGGGCAGCAAGGUGUUCCUGCUGGCGUUCGUGCGCACGCUUGAGUCUCAGCGCGCAUUCUCGAUGCGCGAUCGCGGCAACGUGGCGUCGCUCGUCGCCACGGCGUUGCAAGGCAAGAUGGAGUACGCGACCGACGUGCUCAAGCAGCUACUCUCCGACCUCAUCACACGCAACAUCGAGAGCCGCAACCACCCCAAGCUGCUUCUGCGAAGGACCGAGUCUGUCGCUGAGAAGAUGCUCACCAAUUGGUUCACGUUCUUACUGCACAAGUACCUGAAGGAGUGCGCCGGCGAGCCCCUCUUCAUGCUCUACUGCGCCAUCAAGCAGCAGAUGGAGAAGGGGCCGAUCGACGCCAUCACGGGCGAGGCGCGCUACUCGCUCAGCGAGGACAAGCUCAUCCGCCAGCAGAUUGACUACCGCACCCUCACGCUGAACUGCGUGACCCCGGAGAGCGAGAAGAACGUGGAGGUGAGCGUCAAGGUCCUCGACUGCGACACCAUCACGCAGGUCAAGGAGAAGCUGCUCGACGCCGUCCACAAGAACGUGCCCUACUCCCAGCGGCCCAAGGCCAUCGACCGCGACCUCGAGUGGCGACAGGGCCGCAUGGGGCGCGUGAUCCUGCAGGACGAGGACGUCACCACCAAGAUUGAGAACGACUGGAAGCAGCUCAACACGCUGGCGCACUACCAGGUGGCCGAUGCAUCCACGGUGGCGCUGGUGCCCAAGCAGACGGCAUCCUACAACGCCGCCAACUCGCUGCUCUCGCGCUCCGUCAACAAGUAUGAGAGCAUCAUGAGGCACCCGGGCAGCCCGGACUCGCUACGCUCGCGCACACCCAUGAUCACUCCCGACCUGGAGAGUGGCACCAAGCUGUGGCACCUCGUGAAGAACCACGACCACGCCGACCAGAAGGAGGGCGACCGCGGCAACAAGAUGGUGUCCGAGAUCUACCUCACGCGGCUGCUCGCCACCAAGGGCACGCUGCAGAAGUUUGUGGACGACCUGUUCGAGACGAUCUUCAGCACGGCGCACCGCGGCAGCGCCCUGCCCCUCGCCAUCAAGUACAUGUUCGACUUCCUGGACGAGCAGGCCGACCGGCACGCCAUCCACGACCCAGCCGUACGCCACACCUGGAAGAGCAACUGCCUGCCGCUGCGCUUCUGGGUGAACGUGAUCAAGAACCCGCAGUUCGUGUUCGACAUCCACAAGACGAGCAUCACGGACGCGUGCCUCUCCGUCGUGGCGCAGACCUUCAUGGACUCGUGCUCCACCUCGGAGCACCGGCUGGGCAAGGACUCGCCCUCCAACAAGCUCCUCUACGCCAAGGACAUCCCCAACUACAAGCACUGGGUGGAGAGGUGA